Messenger RNA from Macrobrachium nipponense, 1446 nucleotides. RefSeq lists its product as uncharacterized. NCBI's taxonomy places the organism in Eukaryota, Metazoa, Arthropoda, Malacostraca, Decapoda, Palaemonidae. The record is from RefSeq and is a predicted model, not a curated record. The coding region runs from base 1 to 1446 and encodes 481 amino acids. The transcript has a single exon.
AUGUCGAAGCCUUCGACAUCAAAGGCCCAGCCCCAGCAGCAGUUUGUGCUCCUUCAGGCUCCACAAGGUCAACAGCCUUCAACCUCUGCAGCCCUAAUGGCUUCCCCCGCCUUCAACCUCGUCUACAAAGCCAGCGGUUCCUUUCGCAGCUACAACCGGCAUGCCGGUAGUAUUAGAGCCAGAGGCCUCUCCUGGCUACGUAGCGGGUCAAGAGGCAGGGGGAUCCGCGGAGCAGAGGCUAUAAACCCACAACCAACCAGUGAGAAGUAUCAGGUAGGAGGGAGGCUAUACUGGUUCCGAGAUCAUUGGACUUUCAGCCCUUGGGCAUACAGCAUAAUCUCCAAGGGCCUGGGAUGGAAGUGGAAAGGAGGAUUCCCACCACCACCAGUGAACUUCUUCCAGACUCCAACAACGGACUUGAAAGAGUACACCAAAGAUCUCUUGCAGAAGAAAGCCAUAAAGAAAGUAAAGAGCCUAAAAUUUCAAGGACGUCUGUUCACUGUCCCAAAGAAGGACUCAUUCAAAAGAAGAGUCAUUUUAGACUUGUCCAAACUCAAUUCUUACAUUCUUUGCGACAAGUUCCGCAUGCUAACAGUCUCGCAGGUGCGGACAUUACUUCCCCGUGGGGCCGUCACCACCUCUAUAGAUCUUACAGACGCUUACUAUCAUGUUCCGAUAGCAAGGAACUUCUCUCCAUACCUAGGCUUCCGUCUAGGCAACAAGGCGUAUUCAUUCAAAGUCAUGCCAUUCGAGCUCAACAUCGUGCCCAGAAUUUUCACCGAACUAGGAGAGACAGUAGUUCAUGAACUCAGGACCCGAGGAAUAAUGCUGGUAGCCUACCUAGACGACUGGCUCAUUUGGGCAACCACAAUCGAGGAAUGCCGCAGGUCAACUGCCAAAGUCAUAGAAUUCUUAGAGCUUCUAGGAUUUCAAAUAAACAAGGAGAAGUCGCGGCUGGAACCAGCUUCCCACUUCCAAUGGUUGGGAAUCCAAUGGGACCUGGAGAAUCACAAGCUAUCCCUUCCACCCAAGAAGGCCAAGGAGAUAGCAACGGCUAUGAAACGAUUUCUUAUGAACAAAAAGGCCUCUCGAUGUACCCAAGAGGAUCCUCGGUUCACUACAAUUUGUGUCAGUAACAGACGUCCUACUGAAAGCCAGAUUGAAAGAUAUCAGUCGUGUCUGCAAGAGGAGAGCCAACAACCAUCUCAGAGACAAACUCUCAGUAAUUCCAUCCAUACUAGCAGAGAGACUUCACCCAUGGUCGAAACUCAAGAAUUUGACCAAGUCAGUGCCACUGCACUUCCCUCCCCAUCUGUGACGAUUCAUACAGACGCUUCACUGAGUGGUUGGGGGGAUACUCUCAGCACAAGAAAGUUCAGGGAACAUGGUCAAACACGUUCCGCCAGUUCCACAUCAAUGUAUUGGAAGCCAUGGCAGUUUUUGUAA